AUGGCGACCGCUAAGAAGAAAGUUGUCACUAAAGACGAUCUCCGUCGUUUGAUGAAGGAGAAACAGUCCACAAUCAAGGAUUCUUCUAAGAAAGUCAACCACCCUCUCGCCAAGUACAACAGUCUCAACCAGCUGGUCUGUGUGCUCUGUAACAACAUUAUCAAAAAUGACCUUCUGUGGACAAGUCAUCUACAGAGCAGGCAGCAUAAGGAGAAAGCAGUUGCAAUAAAGACACAAGGACCUGACAAACCAGAUCAUCUGUCGAACACACCAUUGAAAAGAAAAGCAGUUGAUGAUACAGUUAAAGUUGACAGGAAACGGCCAAAAUCAGAAAAAAACACACAAGACCCUAUGAGAAAAAAAAACUAUAAAGACCCUGCUAGCACUGACUCCAAGGAUUCCAGGAGUCAAGUUAAAGAAAGAGCCAGAGCGGCCUUUCUGGCUGGAUACUCCUCAUCUUCCUCAAGUGAAGAAUCUGAUGAUGAUGAUGGCGAUGAUGAGGAAGAAUCCGAGACGUCGACACUAAAGUCAGAUGCUGGUGCUUCCUUAACAAAGUCAUCGAAAACCAGUCUCCCCGGGGAUUUCUUCGACUCACCCAAUAAUGUGUCCAGCUCAGACGAGGUCAAUCCGGAGCCGUCACACAACAAGAAAAUGUCUGAGGUUUUGCCAGAAGGUUUCUUUGAUGACCCAAAACAGGAUGCAAAGGUCAGGGAGGUCGUUUACAAAAACAAGGAAGAGGAAGAAUGGGAACUGUUUCAGAAAGCUAUUAAAGAAGAAGCCCAUGUGUCAGAGGUGAUCAUGGAGGAAGAAGAUGAGCAAUUGAACAUAGACAGAAAUAUUGAUGAAAUAGAUGACCAGAUUCACCGGUGGCAGGAAGUUGAGAACCUGCAUGUCCAGAAGGAGACUAUCUUGAAGAACUCUAAAGCAGGCGGUCAGAGGAAGGAAAACAGCGAAGAAGAUGUUGAUGAAGACGAGCUGGAGGAGAUUUUGGACUGGAGAGCAAAAAAGUCCUUAAAGUAG
Messenger RNA from Candidula unifasciata, 1020 nucleotides. NCBI's taxonomy places the organism in Eukaryota, Metazoa, Mollusca, Gastropoda, Stylommatophora, Geomitridae. The record is from the annotation of a GenBank genome assembly.